This is a messenger RNA of Python bivittatus (Burmese python), 2337 nucleotides long. The record is from RefSeq and is a predicted model, not a curated record. NCBI's taxonomy places the organism in Eukaryota, Metazoa, Chordata, Lepidosauria, Squamata, Pythonidae.
AUGGAGGGCAGUGAGAAGGAAUUUGGAUCUCCCAAUAGGGGAGGUGAGGAAGAAUUGCUAAACCCCUCGAACCUUAUUGAUGAAGUCCAAGACCUGGAGAAGCAGCUGUCGCAGAUCCACGUCCACGUUCCUAAAGUUCUAUAUGAAUUUGACUGGACCAAGAUUGACACUGCCUAUUUGCCAGAGUCCUACAAGACCAAUUCACCCAAGGAGCAGAUGCUUCUGCAAGUGGCUGAUAAUUUUCAUCGGCAGUACGCACACCUUUGCCCGGACCGUGAGCCCCUCUUCCUUCACCCUGUCAAUGAAUGUGGUAUGGAAAAAUUUGUAAGCACCACUGUCCGGCCAACUCUGCUCCCCUACUCAGAAUUAUACAACUGGGAUAACGCUGCCUGUUUUGUUUCUGAUUAUCUCACUAUGGAGCCUCUUCCGUCUCCAAUUGCACCGCCCAGCUACCUGUAUUCACCAACCACCAUCCUGCGGUACCAGCGGGGAAACUGUUUCGACUUCAGCGUCCUCUUAUGCUCUCUGCUAAUUGGGGCGGGCUACGAUGCCUACUGCGUGAACGGCUACGCCACCAAGGACAUCUGCAUGAUGGACGAAUCCCAGGACUUGUGCCCACUCUUGGCGAAACCAGAAGAGGUCCCAGUAGAAGCCGAGAAGGAGAAGCCUAAGAAAUAUGCUAUCAAGCCCCCACGUGACCUGCGGAGCAAAUUUGAGUUGCGCCAGGAAGCCAAGCAGCAAGCUGUAGAACAGGCUGCAGAAGAGAAGAGGCAGAAGGAGGAGGAAGAGAAGAAGGCCAUGGAGGAGAAGCCUAAGCCAGACCCGCUGUACGGUCUCCGUGUCCACGCCUGGGUGCUCAUUCUCUCAGGCAAGCGGGAGGUGCCUGAGAGCUUCUUUAUUGACCCUUUCACUGGAAAAAGCUACAGUACCGUUGACGAUCACUUCCUGGGUAUUGAGAGUCUGUGGAACCAUCGGAAUUACUGGAUCAACAUGCAGGAUUGUUGGAAUGCCUGCAGGGAUCUCCAGUUUGAUCUCGGGGAUCCUGUGCGGUGGGAAUUUAUGCUUCCCAGCACUGACAAACCUCUCUUGUCCCUGCCAGAAAUGGAGGAGGAAGAGGAUCUGGGUGAGGAUGACAUGGAAGAUUUGAUAAAAGAAGAGGAAUCAAAGAGUUUUGACAUGCCUGCAUCUUGGGUGGAGCUGAUCCACAUAUCUUCCAAAGCUUAUGAGGUGCAGUGUCCUCAAGGCAAGAAACUGAUUCAGUAUAAUAAUGCCAGGUUGGAGAAAUGGGCACCAUAUCUUAAUCCCAAUGGCCUAGUCACCCGACUAACGGUGUAUGAAGAUCCAGACUGUACAAAGGUGCUUGAAGUGAAGGAGUGGUUCAAGAAUCGCGAAGACACGUUGGACACCAGAGAACUAAAUAAACAAACCCAGGUCACAGUGGAGCACUUUUUGCCUGGACAUGCCCUGGGCCUGAAAGCACAUAUGUACAAGACGAUGGACCCCGAGACAGAGCGCACUAUGGACUUCUACAGUGAGACACGGGUGGAUGGCCUUCAGAAGCGCACAGAAACUUCCCAAGAGAUGGCAGAAUAUUUUGAAGGUCGCUCAGAUUUCCUGAACUACCGGCACACUGAGUUUGGCAAAAGAAUCAAGAAGCCUACCAAGAUUCUGGCCAGCACUGAAACCAAUGCCCGGCCGAUUUUGAAAAUCACUGAGAGGUUCCACAGGAACCCAAGCAAACCAGCUGAUGAAGAUGUGGCCGAACGCAUUUUUUCGAUGGUAGAGGAUAAGAUCUUUUUGACCUAUCAUUGCAAGAAGAAUUACAUCACCCCUUCCAAGAGGGAGUUUAACAAGCAUACAGAUGUGGACAGCAAGGGAAAUAAGGUUGUCAUGAGCCGGGAUAUGUGCAUCAGUUAUCAGUCAGGGCCUGUGGAGAAAAAAAAGAAAUUGUUCCAUCUCUAUGAAAUGAUGAUGCAGCUAAUUGAAGAUGAGAAACAUUCCCGGCACCAAGUGUGGGAAUCCGAGAUAGAGGUCCUGGACAUUCUGAGGAUUCGAGAAGAGGAAGAGAUUGCUAGCAAGUUGAGCGUGUCCAUUUAUGAUACCGAAAGAAAUGAGAAGAGUAAAGAACAUCGUGAAGUGUUGGAGCGCCUACAGCAAGAGGAGCGCCAGCGGCAAGUGGAGCAGGAUCUGGACUAUCUGGCGCCCUUCCUGAUUCAGAUGGGCGGUGUUGAGAAGAUGACCAAAUGGCUCGCUUUGCGCCUGAAGGAAGACUGCCUGAAUGAUUUCAAGCAUCGUCUCGUUGACAAGGCCAACCUCAUCCAAGCACGAUUUGAGAAG